CGGACCCUUCGUGGUAAAGUUUGAAGCUUUUGGCUCGAUUGAUUGUUCGAUAACCAUGUCGAAUCCUAAGCUUACUCGAAUUCCGAGCAUGAGAGAGCGCGUCGAGGACACGCUCUCCGCUCACCGCAACGAGCUCGUCGCCCUUCUCUCCAGGUAUAUGGAUCAGGGGAAAGGGAUUUUGCAACCGCAUAACUUGAUCGAUGAGCUCGAGUUCGUGAUCGGAGAUGAUGAAGCGAAGAAGGGACUCUCCGACGGUCCCUUUGGCGAAAUCCUCAAGUCGGCCAUGGAAGCCAUCAUCGUGCCGCCAUUCGUGGCCAUAGCUGUUAGGCCGAGACCUGGAAUUUGGGAAUACGUUCGUGUUAACGUCUUCGAGCUUAGCGUGGAGCAAUUAACGGUUUCUGAAUAUCUUCGUUUCAAGGAAGAACUCGUUGAUGGAGAGGUUGAGGAUCCUUUUCUGCUCGAGCUCGAUUUCGAACCCUUCAAUGCGAACGUUCCUCGCCCAACGCGUUCUUCGUCUAUCGGUAACGGAGUUCAGUUUCUGAAUCGUCACUUGUCUUCCAUCAUGUUCCGUAACAAAGACUGUCUGGAGCCUCUUUUGGAUUUCCUUCGAGCCCACAAAUACAAGGGUCAUCCAUUGAUGUUGAAUGACCGGAUCCAAAGCAUUUCCCGGCUUCAGUCUUCCCUCAGCAAGGCAGAAGAUCACAUCUCUAAGCUUCCACCAGAAACACCCUUUUCAGAAUUCGAAUAUGCGCUGCAAGGAAUGGGUAUUGAAAGAGGAUGGGGCGACACUGCGGCUCGUGUGCUCGAGAUGACGUAUCUUUUGUCUGAUAUUCUUCAAGCUCCCGAUCCUUCGUCCCUCGAGAAAUUUUUGGGGAUGGUACCGAUGGUAUUCAAUGUCGUGAUUUUGUCGCCCCAUGGAUAUUUCGGGCAAGCGAAUGUUUUAGGAUUGCCUGACACUGGUGGGCAGGUCGUCUAUAUUCUUGACCAAGUCCGAGCCCUCGAGACUGAAAUGCUUUUGAGAAUCAAGAGACAAGGACUGGAUAUAUCUCCGAGGAUUCUUAUCGUUACGAGGUUGAUACCCGAUGCAAAAGGGACAACUUGCAACCAGCGGCUGGAGAGAGUCAGCGGAACAGAACACACCAACAUUCUCCGAGUUCCUUUUAGGUCCGAUAAAGGAAUUCUUCGCAAAUGGAUUUCAAGAUUCGAUGUCUGGCCUUAUCUUGAGAACUUUGCUCAGGAUUCAGCGAGCGAGAUUAUUGGCGAAUUGCAAGGAUUACCCGAUUUCAUUAUCGGAAAUUACAGUGACGGAAACCUUGUUGCAUCAUUGUUGGCCCAUAAAAUGGGUGUUACACAAUGCACCAUUGCUCAUGCUCUGGAGAAGACAAAGUACCCGGAUUCAGAUAUUUACUGGAAAAAUUUCGACGGGAAAUAUCACUUCUCGUGUCAAUUCACGGCCGAUCUGGUAGCCAUGAACCAUGCGGAUUUUAUCAUUACCAGCACGUACCAAGAGAUAGCCGGAACGAAAAAUACCGUCGGUCAAUACGAAAGCCACAAUGCAUUUACGCUUCCGGGACUGUACAGGGUCGUCCAUGGAAUCGACGUCUUUGAUCCGAAGUUCAACAUAGUCUCUCCAGGAGCAGACAUGUGCAUUUACUUCCCGUUCUCCGAGAAACACAGAAGACUUACGGCUUUGCACGGUUCCAUUGAAGAGAUGCUCUACAAUCCUGACCAGACUGAUGAGCACAUUGGUACUCUGAGUGACCGUUCAAAGCCACUGCUCUUCUCCAUGGCGAGGUUGGACAAGGUGAAGAACAUUACAGGUCUAGUGGAGAUGUAUGGAAAGAAUCCGAGGCUGAGGGAGCUGGUGAAUCUUGUCGUGAUAGCUGGUAACAUAGAUGUGAACAAGUCCAAGGACAGGGAAGAAAUUGCAGAGAUCGAGAAAAUGCAUGAACUCAUGGAAAGAUACAACCUUGAAGGUCAGUUCCGCUGGAUAAUUUCUCAGACAAACCGAGCUCGAAACGGUGAGAUCUACCGUUACAUAGCCGACACUGGAGGCGCUUUCGCUCAGCCGGCUUUCUACGAGGCUUUUGGGCUAACAGUCGUGGAGGCUAUGACUUGUGGGCUACCGACCUUCGCCACUCGCCACGGUGGCCCUGCAGAGAUCAUCGAGCACGGGAUCUCGGGUUUCCACAUCGAUCCAUACCAUCCUGAGCAGGCUGCUAACCUCAUGGCCGAUUUUUUCGAGCGUUGCAAGGAGAAUCCAACCCACUGGAAAAAAGUCUCGGACUCGGGUCUUCAGAGGAUUCAUGAGAGGUAUACAUGGAAGAUAUAUUCGGAGAGGCUGAUGACGUUAGCCGGAGUGUAUGGAUUCUGGAAAUACGUAUCGAAGCUGGACAGGCGAGAGACACGACGGUAUCUUGAGAUGUUCUACAUUCUCAAGUUCCGCGACUUGGUGAAAACGGUUCCUUUGUCGAGCGAGGAGUGAUGAUGAUGAAGUUGGUGGUGGUGGUAGAAUCACGGGGAGUGGUAAUAAAUGGGGUCAUGGCAUGGCAUGUCAUGUCGUGUGCGUGUGUAGAGGAACUUGUUGCCGGAUAAUGGCUUAUCCUAUGUGCUUUCAUGUGAAACGGUUCACGGAGAUACUGUCUGCCUCUGAUUAUGUCUGUGACUCGCAAUAAUCUUCUGAUAGAUAUGUUGUUUGUGUAUUCAA
This is a messenger RNA of Tarenaya hassleriana, 2707 nucleotides long. RefSeq names its product sucrose synthase 3. Gene Ontology annotation, biological process: sucrose metabolic process. Bases 56 to 2485 code for a protein of 809 amino acids. The record is from RefSeq and is a predicted model, not a curated record. Lineage: Eukaryota; Viridiplantae; Streptophyta; Magnoliopsida; Brassicales; Cleomaceae. Gene Ontology annotation, molecular function: sucrose synthase activity. The transcript has 15 exons.